UUUCGAUCUCAUCUUUUUGUGAGGGAGUGUAUCGAUAAGGUCUGACAUUAACCGGCAUGGCUCCAGGAAUCAAUGGUAUUGUGUGAUCAAAUGGGCGCUGUGGUUGCAAGCCCUCAGGUUCAUCAAAGAUAGAAACAUUGUCAGCUAACAACUUUUGCACAGCCUCAGGUAUAAUUUCAGUCUGAACAUCAUCAGUAACCAAGCAAAAUUGAACAAGAUUUGCCACUGCCAACUUCUUAUCCAACUCUUUCAGCUGACAAGCAGAAAUAAGAGUUCACUGUUCAGUGUCAGAAACAAUUCCCUGCAAUAAGAUCUGUUGGCCAUCUUUGUUCACCGUCAAAGUCCUUGUAGACCAAUCAACUGUCAUUGGGCUGUGCUGCAUCAGCCAGUCCAUGCCCAAGAUCACAUCAUAAUUUCCGAGAGCCAACACCUUAAAAUCAGUACAAAACAUAUGCCCUUGGCUAACCCAUUCACAAUUCUGAAUCACAGACUGACAGUGCAAAACUGCUCCAUCAGCCACCUUCACUUGCACCUUGGUAGGCAGCCCCUGUACCCCAACUAAGCCGGCUGCCAACUUCUUACUGAUAAAACUAGCCGUGCUACCCGAAUCCACCAGAAUCAAAAUCUCCUUGCCUUGAAUUUGUCCCAGCAUUCUCAUGGAUCCACGGUGCUCAGAGCCCCGCAUAGCAUGUACAGAGAUUGCCAUUAUCUGCUGUUAUGCAGCUGAGUCCAGAACUGAACUGGUGUCUUCUUCAGAUUCAAAUAACACUGUAAACAGCUCCUGCACAGCAUGAAGCUGAACUGUGUUGGCACACUUGUGAGUAGGUGACCAUUUCUCGGCACAAAGGUAACACAGACCCUGGGCACGACGCUGAGCCUUAAGUGCACCAAUCUUAUCAACAGAAUUAGUUCCUCUUUUGAUUUCAGUCUCCCUCUUAUCCUCAAACUUCACCCCAGAACCUCCAGAACGCACAGGUGGAGCAGGUAAUGGAUAAGCACCCUUGAAAACUGAAUUGGGUCGAUGCAGCAUUCCCCCUUCAAUUUUCUUCUGCUCCUUCCCUGAAUUUCCUGAAUUGCCAUCAGCAGUCUCCAGAACUUCUUCCUGUAAACAAGCAACAGCCAACGCAGAUUCGAGAUUUUGUGGACGCUGAAGCAAAACAGCAUUUCUAAUUUCCCUUUUUAAACCCUCUGUAAACUUAUGGGUUAAGUACUUGGUGCUAACCACCGGAUCAUAAACAUCAGUUGAUUCAUCAAUUCAUCAAAACGCUCAUAAAACUCCCAAACAGUGCUGGUUUGCCUAAUGCUAUCCAUUUGUCUAAUUAAGGCCUCAUGUCGAUCCCUAUCGAACUUUUCAGAAACAGCAGCACAAAAAUCUUCCCAAACUGGAAAACGCAAAUGAGCUCGAGACGAUUUCAACCAAGAGGCUGCCCUACCCAUGAAGUAGAUGAUAGAAACUCUCACCCACAACCCUAGAAAAGUAUUAUUCACGUCGAAAUAAUGCUCACACUUCAUUCGCCAAUCCUGGGGAUCAGAACCAUCAAAUUUUGGAAAAUCCAAUUUAGGAACUCGAUGACUAUACUGACGUUCCCCUUGUUCAAAAUCAAAUUCCUCAGAUCCCCAACUAGCACCCUCAAAUUUCUGCGCAAAAUUGAAAUUCCCCUUAUGCGUGGGAUUAGAAUCGAACAUACCCUUGCCCGGGGCAAGGUUCUGAGUCAGAUGAACACCAGAAACCCUUCCCCGGAGUUGUGUUGCAGAGUGGUGGCCAUUGGCCCAUUUGCUUCCGCCCUCCGCCAUCAUGGGUUGAGUUGUUGGUGGCGGGGUAGGCAGCAACGGCACCUUCCGAUCCUCCGCCGCCGCUGGUUGAGAUGUUGGUGGCGGAGUGGGCAGCAACGACGCUUUCCUUUCCUCGUCCGUCAACGGAACUCGAGGGGAAAGCGCCGAAGAGGAAGCUUGAUUCAUUUUGCCGACGAGGUCCAGCUGCUGACGAAGAUCUCCUACUUCCGCGCGCAAAUCGUGGAUCGCCGAUUCCACCUGCGGAUGCCAUCCGUUGACUCCCGCAUCCAGCUUCGCCACCACAGCUUGAGUCUCCGCUUGCUUGUUGUUCAACGACACCAGCGACUCCUGAAUCUCGGCCAAAAUUUUUCCGAAGUCGUUGUUCUGCUUCUCCAUGGCCUCCACCUGCAUCUGCAACCUUGAGGUGUACCGUGGUUUCUCCAGGAUGAGAGCUCUGAUACCAAAUUGUCACGAACUCACUUCUCUCCGAUUCGAUUCACUCAAGUAACGAAGAAAUUUGAGGAUAGAAGUUUCGGGAGGAAGAAGAAGAGCAGAGCUAGAGGAAGAAGAAGAUGAAGGAAGCAGAGGAGAGUUUGAAAUAUUGGGGAAUAGUUUGUACAAUUUCUUUCAUGUCCCUAAACUCUCGACCCUGCCGAUCUUAUAUAGCAAUGAGCUAAUAGAUCUCUCUCACUGACCCGUGGCCCGGCAAACAUCACCGGGUCCACUCACUCUGAGGGAAUUUACUUGUGGGCCUCCUUGCCCGAGUGGAUCGCCUGGUUUGGAUGUCUUGAACUUCUGGAUCGCAUGGUGAUGACGACGUCGUGACAUGGACGCAGGAUUUUAAGAUGGCGUAUUCACUCAACCAUUACAAGUGUCAUGUCCCUAGUGUUGUAGUGGGAUAGAGUUAGGGCAUUUGAGAUUGUUGGAAGUGGUGUGAGCUAGGAGUAAAAAAAAUGGAUUUAUUGAGAAAAAAGAUUGGGAAUGAAGUAUUAGAUCUAUGUAAAUAUAUACAAAUGUGAUAUACCUAUAUAUAUUAAUUUUAUUACACAAAUUUUUAGGUAUCCCCAGGAAUACCCAGGAUCUUCAUUGCGUCUGACACUGCUUCAAUGAGCUCCACUUUUGCCUGAUGUAAAAGAGAAUAUAGUAUUGAAAGAAGAAAGAAAAUAACACACAGAAAAGAACUAGUGCUGUUCCAUGGCAGAGGUGGUGCUGGCUGGCUUACAUUUGGCAGCAUCGCCAACCUUCAUGAAGCUCCUCACUGACCCUUCAAUGUGCCUUGGCGUGGACAUGAAGCGUGAGCUCCAUGAACUAGAGACCACCAUCAUGCCGCAGUUUGAGCUGAUGAUUGAAGCAGCUGAUAAGCUUAACCACAGAUCCAAGCUGGACAAAUGGCUCGGGGAACUCAAGGAAGCCUUGUACAACGCUGAGGAUCUGCUCGACGAGCACGAGUACAAUGUCCUCAAGUGCAAAGCGAAGCGUGGGAGUGAUUCCUCUGUGGCGCAUGUCUCCUCCAUCAAUAACACUUUGAAGAAGCCUCUGCAUGCUGCAUUUAGCAGGGUGUCCAAUCUGCACCCAGAGAACAGAAAGCUACUUCGCCAGCUGAACGAACUGAAGGGCAUCCUGGCGAAAGCCGGGGAGUUCUGUGAACUGCUUGGUUUACCAGGUGGCAAUAGUGCAGAGGUCUCCAGCCUACCAAAAACUGCCGGUGUCGCUCCAGCUACAUCACUUCCACCACCAAAAGUUUUUGGUCGGGACAUGGACCGCAACCGUAUAGUAGAUUUUCUUAUUAAGAAGAGUGCCUUUGAGGCUAGCUACAUGGUUUUGGCCAUUGUUGGACAAGGGGGCAUGGGAAAAUCCACCUUGGCACAGUAUGUUUAUAACGAUGAUAGGGUGAAAGAACAUUUUGAUGUAAGGAUGUGGGUCUGCAUCUCACGCAAACUUGAUGUCCAUCGGCAUACACGGGAGAUUAUCAAGUCUGCAGAGAAGGGUGAGUGCCCACGUGUUGAUAAUCUUGACACUCUUCAGUGCAAACUAAGGGAAAUCCUGCAUGAAAAAGAGAAAUUCCUCCUUGUGUUGGAUGAUGUUUGGUUUGAUAAAUCUAACAACCAGAGUGAAUGGGACUUACUGCUCAAUCCUCUGCUAGCUUCUCAGAAAGGGGGAAGCAAAGUUUUGGUAACUUCUCGGUCAAAGACACUUCCAGCUGCUCUUUUCUGUGAAGAGGUCAUUGAUUUGGAAAACAUGAAAGAUAAUGAUUUCUUGGCACUCUUCAAACACUAUGCUUUCUCUGGAGCUGUCAUCCGAGAUCUGCAAUUGCACGGGAAGCUAGAAGAGAUUGCAGAGAGGAUUUGUAAAAGGCUUGGAAAAUCUCCUCUGGCUGCAAAAGUUGUGGGUUCCCAGUUGAAAGGGAAAAUUGAUAGCACUGCAUGGAAGGAUGCUCUAGCUAUAAAGAUUGACAACCUGAGAGCCAAUGGAAGCUCUGUCAUGGAGCUACCAAAAGUUACAUCCAUAUCUGCAGAGGUGCUUUCUGUAUUGCAGCUUAUUUCCAAAAGGUUUCAAGUAUAAAAUUGAUGAGUUGGUCCACCUUUGGGUGGCAGAGGGAUUAGUUGAUUCAGGCAACCUGAAUAAGAGUAUGGAAGACACUGGCCGGGAUUACUUCAAUGAGAUGGUGUCUGUAUCUUUCUUUCAACCCAUAUCUGAAAUGCAUGUCAGUAAACAGUACAGCAUGCAUGAUCUUCUCCAUGAGUUUGCAGAGUCACUUUCAAAAGAAGACUGCUUUAGAUUAGAAGAUG
This is a messenger RNA of Oryza sativa Japonica Group (Japanese rice), 4562 nucleotides long. The record is from RefSeq and is a predicted model, not a curated record. NCBI's taxonomy places the organism in Eukaryota, Viridiplantae, Streptophyta, Magnoliopsida, Poales, Poaceae.